This is a messenger RNA of Acytostelium subglobosum LB1, 1470 nucleotides long. RefSeq lists its product as hypothetical. The coding region runs from base 1 to 1470 and encodes 489 amino acids. The transcript is spliced from 11 exons. The record is from RefSeq and is a predicted model, not a curated record. Lineage: Eukaryota; Evosea; Eumycetozoa; Acytosteliales; Acytosteliaceae.
AUGGCACGUCAAUCAAUCAAUAUUCCUGUAUUGGUGAUAUCAAUAGUAUACUUGCUAAGUAUAGUCGUAGGAGUUUCUAAAGCACAAGCUAUUGAACCAUCACAAUUGACUUCAUUAAUAUGGUUGGCUAAACAAUACAAGGUGAACAAUUGGAACUUGGCUGCAACUGAAUGUGCCUCCUUUGCCACCACCUCUGUCAACACUCUAAAGUGUGACGGAUCGGAUAUUAUAACAAUAACUAUUACAUCUACAGGAACAAAUAAUGGAUCCCCAGGUGGCAUACCAUAUCUUUAUUUCCCUAGAUUAGAUGAACUAUCAAUCACUCUUGACAAGGGAGUUGUUGCCAACCAAACAGCCAAUUUGAUUGAUCUUUUGGACAACAUCAACAAUGUUAAUAUGUACACUCUUGGUCUUGAUGGGCUUUCUCUCCGAUUCCAAACAGAUUUUCCAAAGUUCCUUAGACCUUUGGGUAGAUUUGAACUGUACAAUAUCAAGAUGAUGUCAGACUUGUUAAUGUUUCCAAAUGCAACAUAUGUUACACUGAGGAAUUUAACAUUUGUAAACAUUAGUCACUCUGUUAUAUUCCAAUCCACUAAGAACUACAGCACUGAGUUUAUGUAUAUGGAAUACCCAUCAAAUACUCCAUUCUCACAGUUCAACAUUACUUCAACAAUAUUCCCCAAACUUGAGUACCUUGAGUUAACUAGCCUGGAUGCAUCUGCAAGACCAAACAAAAUCAAUAUUAUCCAGGCACCACUGCUAGGUGAUAUGACUUUGGUUGGAUUCAUAAUCUCACCAACCAAUCUGGCACAUUUGACUAGUCUAUCAAGUUUCUUUGGAAGUUUCAUUAAUCUUAUUACCGACCUCCCUCCUCUAGGCUACCUUGCAAUUAAUAAUGGAUUCCUUACCAAGUUCCCUUCAACCAAAUGGAUGAAGCCUUAUGGAGAAAUCCAUAUUGAGACAAACAAUAUAUCUGGUAUACUUCCAGACUACACAUCUCUACAUCCAAGAGUACUUCAUAUACAAGAGAAUCCUUUUAUCACGGGUCCAUUGCCUGAGGCUGCUUGUGAGAUCUAUGAAGUCAAGUUUCAAGGUACUGAUAUCACCUACAUCCCACAAUGCUUCUAUUGCUACUUCUACUAUGUUGGCGAUGUAUCCAACAACCUUCCAGCACCAAUGAAUUUCAAAUGCAACUACACUUUGGACAAGUUAUUCUAUAUAAGGUUCCCCGGAGAGAACAUUACAAUUACAGGCACCAACCUUGGUUAUGGUGAUAAGUCAGAGAGUGCACCGAGUAACUUCUUUAUGGACAUCCCAAACACUCGUUUCCAUUAUGUCCCAUCGAAGCCAAACGGUGAGGACACUUUGAUAGAAUUGAUAAGAUUGUGGAUGCAAGUUAUAGAUUUGGAACAUUACAUGUUGAAUCAUUUGGAGACUACUCAAUUGGUACUGGAUUGGAUGAUGUACUAG